Molecule: messenger RNA, 1059 nt
Organism: Spirodela intermedia
Lineage: Eukaryota; Viridiplantae; Streptophyta; Magnoliopsida; Alismatales; Araceae
Source: the annotation of a GenBank genome assembly
AUGGCCGCCGCCGCCGCCGCCGCCGCCGCGCUUGGCCUGAGUCUUCUCCCCCGACGCCGGAGCCUCCCCGUCAAGAUCGCCUCCAGGGUCUCCCCCAGGAUCAAUGCCGCAGCAAAGGAGAGCACCCAAUCCCUGGCGCAGCGGCCGCUCUCAGAGCUCCAGCACUCUGUCGCCGGAGCCCUUGCAGAGGGAUCCCCCUUCCUCACCGCCGCAGUAGCUGCCUCAGUGAUCACAUUGCCUUCCUUCGUCUCGCCCCAGGAUGCCAUGGCCGUCGGCGGGGAGCUUGGGAUUCUGGAGGGCCGGACUCUGGCGCUCGUCCAUCCUGUCGUCAUGGGGGGACUCUUCGUCUACACCCUGUGGGCGGGCUACCUCGGAUGGCAGUGGCGGCGCAUCCGGACCAUCCAGGAUGAGGUCAACGAGCUCAAGAAGCAGGUGAAGCCGGCGCCGUCAGCCGUGCUGUCCACCGGCGCCGAGGAGGCAGCUGCCCCUCCGGCCGCGCCGUCCCCAGUAGAAUCUAAGAUCCUGCAGCUCACUGAGGUGAAACCCAUCCGAUCAUCUCCUCUUCUUCCUCGGAGAAACCCAAUUAGCUGCUUAUAUAUGUGAGGAUGGUCCUGCAGGAGAGGAAAGUUCUUCUCAAGGGCUCGUACAGGGAACGACACUUCAACGCGGGUUCGAUACUUCUGGGCUUCGGAGUGUUCGAGGCCGUCGGUGGCUGCCUGAACACCUGGUUCCGCACCGGGAAGCUCUUCCCGGGGCCGCAUCUGUUCGCCGGCGCCAGUACGAGCUCUCUCCUCCCUCUCCAUUAAAAUGCAGAAGAAAGCAGUCUGAUACGGAGUUCCUAUAGUGUCGCUGACCCACUGCCCGUCUGACGUCGAUGCAGCCAUCACCGUCCUGUGGGCGGCUGCCGCAGCACUGGUCCCUUCAAUGCAGAAGGGCAACGAAUCGGCGAGGAAUCUUCACAUCGCGUUGAAUGGCCUCAACCUCCUGCUCUUCGCAUGGCAGAUCCCAACUGGUAUCGAAAUCGUUUUAAAGGUCCUAGAGUUCACUACAUGGCCUUGA